AUGUCGCUGACGUGCAGGGUGCAAUACCUUAAUGAUGUUGAUCCCUUCGCGUACGCGAGUUCUUAUCCGGAGCCUCCGAGGCCGCCUGUACACACCUUCAGCGCGACCUUGCCGCUCAUCAACCAGUUAGCCGCGGUGCAUCGACUUCUCAGAGCACCUCACAGGAUCCGUUACGUACUUUCCAAAAGUAUAAAGGAUAAAGAUUUUCGUUAUUUCAUCGAUUAG
Molecule: messenger RNA, 225 nt
Organism: Cotesia congregata
Lineage: Eukaryota; Metazoa; Arthropoda; Insecta; Hymenoptera; Braconidae
Source: the annotation of a GenBank genome assembly